This is a messenger RNA of Cryptomeria japonica (Japanese cedar), 1017 nucleotides long. Its product is annotated as glutathione S-transferase zeta class. Lineage: Eukaryota; Viridiplantae; Streptophyta; Pinopsida; Cupressales; Cupressaceae. The transcript has 10 exons. The record is from RefSeq and is a predicted model, not a curated record. Gene Ontology annotation, cellular component: cytoplasm. Gene Ontology annotation, molecular function: maleylacetoacetate isomerase activity; glutathione transferase activity. Gene Ontology annotation, biological process: glutathione metabolic process; L-phenylalanine catabolic process. The coding region runs from base 139 to 816 and encodes 225 amino acids.
CUUUAUAGAUAUGCAUCCUAAUUUAUUUUUUAUUUUUUUUGAUGUAGACAUAAACAUGAACACAAAUAAUUCAUAGACGGCAGCCACAAACAGAAACCAAAUCAUCCCUACCUCGUCGGUUCGAUCUUCGCAUCCUCCAUGGCUUCCCCUCUUGAGGAAAACCUUAAUCCUAUUCCUUCCUUUGUCAACUUGAAACUAUACUCUUUCUGGAGGAGUUCAUGUGCUUGGCGUGUCAGGAUUGCACUUAAUCUCAAAGAGUUGCCAUAUGAAUAUAAAGCAGUGAAUCUAUCAGAAGGCGAGCAAUUUAUUGAAGAUUAUACAGAACUGAAUCCUAUUCAGUUUGUUCCAACUUUGGUGGAUGGCAACACAACUGUUGCAGAUUCACUUGCCAUAUUGCUGUACUUGGAGGACAAGUAUCCUGCGCAUCCACUUCUCCCAGAUGAUCUUCAAUUAAAAGCAAUCUGCAUGCAGGUGACUCUGAUUGUUGGGUCCAGUAUACAGCCUUUUCACCUCACGGUUCGAAGAAUGAGGGACAAACUUGGACCAGAGGAGCAGAUAGCAUGGACUAAAUAUUUCAUUGAGAGAGGUUUCUUUGCAUUGGAGACAUUGCUGAAGAACGUUUCUGGGAAGUAUUGCAUAGGAGACCAAGUAACUUUGGCAGAUGUUUUCCUUGCUCCACAAGUUUCUAGUGCAGCAGCACGUUUUGAUGUUGAUGUGUCAAAGUUUCCAACUCUGAACAAGAUCAAUCAAGCAUUGGUUGAAUUGCCAGAAUUUCAAGCUGCAGUACCAGAAAAGACUCCCGAUUACAUUUCAUAAUUAUGCAAUUCAUUGCAGUAUCAGAAAUAUGUAUUAUUGAAAGAGGACAUACAAACCAUUGUUCAAAAAUAAUUUAAAAUAUAUUUGCAACUCAAUAUAUAUAACUUGGACCAUUAUUUAUUAUAUAGCCUACUAAAAUAAUGUUCAGCAAACAUAGAAAAACUAUUAUAUAACAUUGAACUUCAUGCUUUUCUAGUUACA